Molecule: messenger RNA, 513 nt
Organism: Fomitopsis serialis
Lineage: Eukaryota; Fungi; Basidiomycota; Agaricomycetes; Polyporales; Fomitopsidaceae
Exons: 1
Coding region: 1-513 (170 amino acids)
Source: RefSeq, a predicted model, not a curated record
AUGUCAUAUGGCAACCAGCACGCCCUUCGCGUCCCGUUACAAGCCCACUCGCAGUUAGCUAAUGCGCGAGCAUCAUCGCAUCAGGGCGACUUACGGCCCGCGCGCUCCUCGGGCUCGACGGCGUCUGCGCACACGCCGCUUGCGCAGCUCCCAGCGACGCUUACGGACGAACAGCUCGCGCGGCUCGACCGCGUUACGCGCGAGGCUAUCGACGAACGCUUGCGUGUCCUGGAGGGGGUCUCGGGCGCCGUGCAUCGGUGUAUCGAAGAGCUGACACGCGUCCGGAGUGUCUUACCUGCGGCUGGACACGCCGGACCUGCGAGCGCGAGCGGACAGACGCAAACACGGGAGCGCCCGGCUGGCCCGACGAGUGAAGCAACACCGGGUGAAGGCUCUGCAUUCCUUGGGCGACAGGCUGACGCGGUCGCGGGUACGCCGAACGGUGCGGCGUCGGCGCCUGCGGUCGGACCCGCCCAAACACCAGCGCCUGCAGGCUCGGAAUCGAGCACAUAG